CGUAUAGGCCACGUGCUCGAGGUCGAGAGCUUGUAGCAGCUUCUGGCAGCUUCUCUCCGAUUGAUGAUGAAGAGAAAACUCGUCUUGUCACUUCUUUUCGGAGCUCUUCUCUUCACACUGUGUUGUGCCGAAGAGGAUCAGACGGAAGAUGUUGUGAGUGACACAGCAGACGCUACGGACACUGCAACAGCGGAUGAUGAUCUUGGAAGCAGUCGGGACGCGUCGAAAACAGAUGAUGAAGUUGUUCAGAGGGAAGAGGAAGCGAUUCAGUUGGACGGGUUGAGUGUAGCUGAGAUGAAGCAGCUGCGCGAACAGGCGGAGAAGCAUCAGUUUCAAGCUGAAGUGAAUCGUAUGAUGAAACUGAUCAUCAAUUCUUUGUAUCGAAACAAAGAGAUUUUCUUAAGGGAGUUGAUCUCAAAUUCAUCAGAUGCUUUAGAUAAGAUUCGAUUCCUUUCGUUGACUGACAAGAAUGCUUUAGGAGAAACUCAAGACCUCACAGUCAAAAUCAAGGCUGAUAAAGAGAAUCAUGUUCUUCAUGUGACAGACACUGGCAUUGGAAUGACAAAGGAUGACUUGGUGAACAACUUGGGAACGAUUGCAAAGUCUGGCACAAGUGAAUUUUUAGCAAAACUGCAAGAGGCAGACAGUGAAAGAUCCAUGAGCGAAUUGAUUGGUCAAUUUGGUGUUGGUUUUUACUCAACUUUCCUUGUAUCUGAUACAGUAAUCGUGACAUCAAAACACAACGACGACAAGCAGUACAUCUGGAGAUCUGAUUCCAAUGAAUUCAGUGUUGUAGAAGAUCCUAGAGGUGACACACUUGGCAGAGGAACAACAGUCAGUCUUCAGCUAAAGGAAGAGGCUCAUGAUUUCUUAGAGGGAGACACGUUGAAGGACUUGGUGAAGAAAUACAGUCAAUUCAUCAAUUUCCCUAUUUAUUUGUGGACUAGCAAGACAGAGACAGUUGAAGAACCAAUUGAGGAGGAUGAGGAGGCAGCAGCAGAGGACAAGGAUAAGGAGAAAGAAGGAACUGAUGAAGAGAAAGAUGCCGAGAAAAAGGAUGACGAGGAAGAGGGAGAUGUUGAGGUUGAAGAAGAAAAAGAAGAAAAGAAACCAAAAACGAAAUCGGUGGAAAAGACAAUUUGGGAUUGGGAACUUAUCAAUGACACAAAACCAAUUUGGACAAGAAAUCCUAAAGAUGUACCCGAUGAAGACUAUAACGAGUUUUACAAGUCUAUUUCAAAGGAAUCUGAAGAACCUCUUGCAAAAACACAUUUUACUGCUGAAGGAGAAGUCACAUUCAAGUCUAUUUUAUUUGUCCCAAAGACUGCUCCUAGUGGAAUGUUUCAAGAGUAUGGCAAGAAAGUUGACUACAUCAAGAUGUACGUGAGACGUGUGUUCAUCACUGCAGAUUUUGAGGAAAUAAUUCCAAAGUAUCUUUCUUUUGUAAAAGGCCUGGUUGAUUCUGAUGAUCUUCCUCUCAAUGUGUCUCGUGAGACUCUACAACAGAACAAGUUGUUGAAAGUCAUCAAGAAGAAGCUUGUGAGAAAGACACUGGACAUGAUUAAGAAGCUAUCACCUGAGGAUUUUAGUGAGAAAUUCUGGCCUCAAUUUGGAACAAAUAUGAAACUUGGUGUCAUAGAAGAUCAUGCUAAUAGAGGACGUUUGGCAAAGCUUCUGAGGUUCCAGUCGUCUCACCAUGCAUCAAAUGUUACAUCAUUGACGGAAUAUGUAGAGAGAAUGACAGAGAAACAGGAACACAUUUACUUUAUGGCUGGAUCUUCUAGAAGUGAAGUUCAAACAUCACCAUUUGUGGAACGUCUUUUGAAAAAAGGAUACGAAGUGUUGUAUCUUGUUGAGCCCGUUGAUGAAUAUGCCAUUCAGAGUUUACCGGAGUUUGAUGGAAAGAAAUUCCAAAAUGUAGCAAAGGAAGGUCUGAAAUUUGCUGAUGAAGGCGAGAAGGCAAAAGAACGUCAAGAUGCUCUAGAAAAGAAGUUUGAACCUUUGACAGGAUGGCUGAAAGACAAGGCAUUGAAAGAUAAAAUUGAGAAAGCUGUUGUUUCCAAUCGUCUCACAGACUCUCCGUGUGCUCUUGUCGCAAGCUCAUAUGGGUGGUCUGGUAACAUGGAACGUAUUAUGAGAGCUCAAGCAUAUGCUCAGACUGGUGAUGCAUCAUCAAAUUAUUAUGCAAGUCAGAAGAAAACUCUUGAACUCAAUCCACGUCAUCCUUUGGUGAAGAAACUGCUGGAUAAAGUAGAAGCAGACAAAGAGGACCAAACCGCUGCUGAUUUGGCUGAAGUGAUGUUUGAAACUGCGGUGUUGAGAUCUGGAUAUAUAUUGCAGGACUCUGCUCAAUUUGCUGGUCGCAUUGAGCGCAUGCUUCGUCUCAGUAUGAAUGUUCCUCUUGAUGAGGCUAUAGAAGAAGAAGUAGAUGAACCGGAAGAAUCUGAGGAAUCAGAAGGAGAGGAAGAGGUGCAAGCUGAAGAUGAUGAGAGCGAAUCAGCAGAUGAGAGUGAAACAGCAGAUGCUGAAUCAACAGACACGGAAGCAACACAGGAAGAGGAGGCAUCACCAGAUGUAGCAGGAACUGAAGAAGCUGCAGCUGCGGAAGGUGAAGACGGAGAUCAGUCAGCUAAAGAUGAGCUUUGAUGUUGACUGUGUAAUCAGAUAAUGAAACUUCAAUAGUCAAACAUUCUGCAGGGUUUUUGGAAUGCGAAAUGUCGUAGUGAAAUUUGUUGAGUCAACAUAACACUCAUGAUCA
This is a messenger RNA of Corticium candelabrum, 2758 nucleotides long. Its product is annotated as endoplasmin-like. The record is from RefSeq and is a predicted model, not a curated record. Gene Ontology annotation, molecular function: ATP binding; ATP-dependent protein folding chaperone; ATP hydrolysis activity. The coding region runs from base 64 to 2646 and encodes 860 amino acids. Gene Ontology annotation, cellular component: endoplasmic reticulum; perinuclear region of cytoplasm. The transcript is spliced from 26 exons. Gene Ontology annotation, biological process: protein folding. Lineage: Eukaryota; Metazoa; Porifera; Homoscleromorpha; Homosclerophorida; Plakinidae.